This is a messenger RNA of Malaya genurostris, 925 nucleotides long. RefSeq names its product trypsin alpha-3-like. The transcript is spliced from 2 exons. NCBI's taxonomy places the organism in Eukaryota, Metazoa, Arthropoda, Insecta, Diptera, Culicidae. Gene Ontology annotation, molecular function: serine-type endopeptidase activity. The coding region runs from base 50 to 883 and encodes 277 amino acids. The record is from RefSeq and is a predicted model, not a curated record. Gene Ontology annotation, biological process: proteolysis.
UUCGCUACAAUUUCCUUCCCAACGCUUCAGUUUGGCUCGAAUCGUAAGGAUGAAAUCAACACUGGCAGUUCUUCUAUUUGCGAUUGCCGCAACCAAUGGCUAUAGGUUCGACAGAGAUGGUUACGAUCCGUUCGAACCCUUCAUAGCAGGAGGAACAAACUCGGUACUAGGACAGUUUCCUUCGAUUGUAGCCGUUGGCGUUCCUACUCCAGCCAAUGCAUUUUGUGGUGGUGUUAUUUUGAAUGAGAAUCAUGUGUUGACAGCUGCGCUAUGUGUCCUGACUCCACAGAACACCUUAUUAGCUCCUGGACAGGUGACCAUAAUGUCAGGAGCAUUGCAACUGGUUUUCACUGCCCCUCGGAUCGGUGUAUCAGCGAUUUAUGUUCAUCCAGAGUACAACCCGUUUACAUUCGCCAACAAUUUGGCCGUUUUGAGGACCAGUUCCAAUUUCGUUCCACCGGAUGUAGCCAUCCAAAACAUUGCUUUUGCAAUUCUUGGUGAUGAAAUACCAUUCGAUGGAAUGGCCUGCCAGGCGGCUGGCUGGAACAACGCUACCGCUUCACCCACACAGCAAUUUAUUGCUGCUCCAAUUAUCAACAGAGACGUCUGCGCCGGGUUAGCCGUACAUUUCGGACGGAUUGAAGAGUCCAUGAUUUGUGCGGGCGGUACAGCGCAGGGACCGGGAGUCUGUGCUAGUAACAUGGGAACUGGUUUAUUCUGCGACGGCCGUGUCGUUGGAAUUUUGUCCACUGGAUUCGGCUGUGGUGCGGCAAACAAUCCUGGAGUAUACACUCAGCUACGAUUCUAUGAACCGUGGAUUCAACAGCAGUACAGACGCCAGGACAUUCCGCCAGCUGGUUCGUCGCCUAUCCCUUCGUGGUGAUGCAAUGGAAUACAAUAAAGAUUUUUUUGUGUGAUUUCUAAA